Messenger RNA from Corylus avellana, 3478 nucleotides. Its product is annotated as formin-like protein 3. NCBI's taxonomy places the organism in Eukaryota, Viridiplantae, Streptophyta, Magnoliopsida, Fagales, Betulaceae. The record is from RefSeq and is a predicted model, not a curated record. Gene Ontology annotation, molecular function: actin filament binding. Gene Ontology annotation, biological process: actin cytoskeleton organization; actin nucleation.
GCUUUGCAUGAUUUGGUUUCUUGAUUCUUUUACGUUCGUUGGAUUGGUUCGUGCAAACAAAUUGCAUUAACAUUGUAUUACAUCAAAGAUUUGAUUCAUGCUGUUGUUCGAAUGCCAAUUCUGAGUUUUUCAGAUCGAGAGACCUCGAAACAAUUGUGGGUUCUUCACAAAGUUGUAGGAUCUGUCGUGGGGUAUUCACAAGGUUGAAUGCCAUUAUUGGAAGCAAAACGCUUUUUGAGAAGGAGAAGGAUUAUAGUUUUCUUUUGUUUGGUUUUGUUGGAAACGUUUUGAAUGCUUCUUCCUUUUCACGUUCGAUGAAAUGAGAAGGAAAACAUGUGGAUUGAGUGAUUUGGAAAGCAAUGGGAUUAAGAAAGGCUGGUUAUGCGGUGGUUUUCGUGAUUUUCCUUUGUGGGUUGUCAAUAAGGGGUUCAGACGCGUGGAAAUCAGAAACAUUAGUUAGAAAUGGAGGUUCCCAGGAGACAGACGAGCGCAUGGUGGAGCAGGUAUCAACUCAUUGCAGGAAAGAAUUGCUAGACAGGAAAAUGUCUGUCAAAGAUUUUGACUUGUAUAUCCUACGGGAAGCAGUCAGGGAUUCAAAAUUAGCAUUGGUGGCAGAAGGAAACAUAGACAGACCUAUAAUAGUUCUACAUCCCCAUAUGAAACAAACGGUUCUGGAUUGCUUAGGAAGAAAAAGUCUUCUGCUUAAUGUUCCUGGUGAGGAGGCCUGCUCCAAGAAUUGGGUCAUCAAGUGUGUUGAUUUGCUUUUCAGUUUGCCAAAUUCUCCUAGAAGAUAUCUGGCUAGUCAGUCGCUUCAACAGAUAGCACCAAGACCUGCAACACCUCUAGCUCCAAGCCCAGCAUCAGCAUCACCUAUUUAUGCUCCAGCACCAUCUGAUCCAGCAGCUGCGAGUUCUCCAUCUCCGAAUCCAAGGCCCCCUGUUGAGCCACCAGAAGAGCCAUCUCCCUCACCAGAGCUAAUUGGCUUAGUUCCUCCAGCUCCACCUCCACCUCCUAAACAUUUUCCACCUGUUGACCAACUUGUUCCACGAAACUCGUCAAAAAAUGAUAAUGGCAUUGGUGAUGAGAAGAAAAGGGUUGUAGCUAUUGCUGCAACUGCAGCAGGAGUUGUUGUCGUUGUUGCAUUGCUCCUCUUUUGCUGUCUUAAGGGUAGUAACAAGAAAAUUGGCCCAAGAGAUGGAAAAAGAGAUGAGAAGCCUCUUCUUGAAUUAAGCAUGAGUGAUUUCUCCACUGGUUCUUCACAAAAGUCUGUUGGUCUAGGAAAUUCAAGUAUCAAAGACUUAUGUGCUGAUAUUGGAAAGAAUCCUCCUUUGCUUACCAAUUUGUCCAUGAAACAUGGAACCAGUGAUUCUUUACUGGGUGGGUCGCCAUUGUCAGAAGGUGCAGGACCAGUAUCAUUUCCUCUAAAACUUCCACCCGGAAGAUCAGCUCCUUUGCCUCCUGCUCCACCAAGUCCGCCACCUCCUCCUGCUGCUCCUCCUGCUGCUCCUCAGCCCCCCCCACCUCCUAAAUCUGCUCGCCCUCCUCCUGCUCCACCAAAAGUGCCUGGGAAAUACCAACCUUCACGACUUGGACCACAUCACGAAAGAAGUAAUGGUUCUAGUGAGGGAGGUGAUCUUGAUGGUGAAUCUGGAGCUCCAAAAGCCAAAUUGAAGCCAUUCUUCUGGGAUAAGGUUCUUGCCAACCCUGAUCAGUCAAUGGUCUGGCAUGAGAUUAGUUCGGGAUCAUUCCAGUUCAAUGAGGAGAUGAUAGAGUCUCUAUUUGGUUAUGCCAACAUGGAUAAAAACAAAAUUGAGCGCAAGAAAGAUUCUGCAUCCCUUGAACCUUCAAUCCAGUACAUUCAAAUUAUUGAUGCUAAGAAAGCACAAAAUUUAUCAAUUCUACUACGAGCGCUGAAUGUGACAACAGAAGAAGUCCUUGAUGCUCUUCAUGAAGGUAAUGAGCUUCCUGUGGAGCUCCUUCACACUUUGUUGAAGAUGUCACCAACAACAGAUGAGGAACUGAAGCUCAGGUUAUUCAGUGGCGAUCUUUCUCGGCUUGGCCCUGCAGAUCGGUUCCUAAAAGUGUUGGUUGACUUCCCAUUUGCGUUUAAACGACUAGAGUCACUUCUGUUCAUGAGUUCCCUACAAGAGGAGGUUUCUAACGUUAAAGAGUCCUUGUCAACUCUAGAGGUUGCUUGCAAGAAACUAAAAAGCAGCAGGCUAUUCCUAAAACUCUUAGAAGCAGUUCUCAAAACUGGAAAUCGCAUGAAUGAUGGUACCUACAGAGGUGGUGCACAGGCAUUUAAGCUUGACACACUCUUGAAACUGUCAGAUGUAAAAGGAACUGAUGGCAAGACCACACUACUGCACUUUGUUGUUCAGGAGAUCAUCCGUUCUGAAGGCAUACGAGCUGUCCGUACAGCCAGAGCAAGCCAGAGUGACACCAGCGUGAAAACAGAUGAUUUUGCUGAGGAUCUCACUGAGGAAUCAGCAGAGCAUUAUCGUAUUCUUGGUCUUCAGGUGGUUUCAGGUUUAAGCAGUGAACUUGAAGAUGUAAAAAAGGCAGCAUUUAUAGAUGCUGAUGGCCUAACCGUUACAGUGUCAAAACUCAACCAAUCGUUGAGAAAAACUAAAGAUUUCCUAAACGCUGAGAUGAAGAGUCUGGAUGAAGAGAGUGAAUUCCAUAGUACACUAGCCAAUUUUGUGGAGUGUGUGGAAGCUGACAUUUCAGGGCUAUUGGGGGAAGAAAAGAGAAUAAUGACUCUGGUGAAAAGCACUGCAGAUUACUUCCAUGGGAAGGCAGGAAAGGACGAAGGCUUGCGUUUGUUUGCAAUUGUACGUGAUUUCUUGCGAAUGUUAGAUAAGGCAUGUAAAGAGGUUAGGGAUGCUGGAAUGAAGGCAGUGAGCAGGACUCCAAAGAAAGCAGCAGCUCCAGCAAUGUCGUCUUCUCCAGAAAUCCAUCAGCAGUUUCCAGACAUACGUCAGCGACUAUUUCCAGCAAUAAUGGAGCGGCGGAAGGACAACUCCAGUUCAGAUGAUGAGAGUCUAUCUCCUUAGCUUUCGUUUCAAAUAGGUUGGAAUUCCCGCAGAACUGAAGUCCAUAUCUCAGCUUCAUCCAGCAAACAGAAUGCAAAGUUGGAGUUUCAUUCUUGAUAUCUCGGUACAUGAUAUUUGUCAGCUGAUGGAAGUUCUAAUUUUGAUGGCUGAGAAGGGACCUGUGUCGUGUACAUUUUCAGUGAUGGCAGAAAGAUUUUGGUUGUACAGAAACUUGAAGUACCUACUAAACUGUAUCUUCUUCAUUUAUCUGUUAUGAUUUGUUCUCUUGUUGUUAAACCCAACUUGUUGGAUAUGUGAUGUGCCCCCCAUGUUCGUCCAUGUCCUUCUCAUGUACACCACAAAGCUCCCGUCUUGUCCUUCUGGUGUCUUGGAACAGAGUUGGGUUGUAUCAGAUUAUGUUGUCUCCUUGCUCUAUCAGAUUA